GAUGAACGAUCGCCCUCCCACACAAUAUUUUAAAACACCCACUUGAUUAUCUUAUCAUCUUUACCCAAAUAUCACCUCAUCCUAAAUCACUGUUCAUCACUCUGCUCAGAUGGGUAAUAACAAGACUAAACUAUUCCGAAUGGACAGAUAAAAAGGGAUGGAAGGAGUAUUAAAAUACAAUUAUUGCAACCCUAAAAUUCUUUCAGAAUCCGAAGCGUCCAUGUCCAGUAUCGGAUGUACACAGGACUCCUGGACGCUGGAGACGCCUUUCAUGAUUAUGAUAAGUUUCCAGAUUUACGAUAAAGUCUUGAUUACUUGUAUCUAAAAUCACACUUUAUUUGUCUACCUAUUACCACAUACAGAGAUGGAAACGUCUACUUUAAUGUCUGAUGUUAAAGAAAGAAUCAAUAUUCUUUCAGGGUCAUUUUACAUACCUAAGGACGAUCGAUCAAAGCCUGAAGGAGAUGAUGCUCACUUCAUCUGCGAAGAAAAGCAAACCAUUGGCAUAGCUGAUGGAGUUGGAGGUUGGACAAAGAAAGGCGUGAAUGCAGGAGAAUACGCACGAGAGCUGAUGAUAAACUCAAUAAAUGCUCUUCAUACUGUCCCUAGGGGGGCUGUGGAUCCAAAAAGAGUCUUAUCCCAAGCUUAUUCAAAGACCAAACUCCCAGGAUCAUGCACUGCUUGCCUAUUAUCACUGAAUGGCAAUAUCUUAAGGGCUGCUAAUUUGGGUGACAGUGGGUUCAUGGUGAUCAGAAAUGGGAACGUACUUUACAAAUCACCAGUGCAGCAACACGGCUUUAACCAUCCAUAUCAGCUUGGGCAAGGAUCGGGUGACCAUCCUAGUUCAGCCAUGAGAACAGAACUAACUAUGGAAGCAGGUGAUGUGAUUAUUGUAGGAACUGAUGGUUUGUUUGAUAAUAUGUACUCAGAGGAGAUAUUGCUAUGGGUUACCCAAGAGAUAAACCAGAGCUCGGAUCCACAAAUGAUUGCUUGGAGAUUAGCAGAGGCUGCUCUCUACAACUCAAUGGACAAGUUUGCUGAUACCCCUUUUGCGCGAGCUUCCAGAGAAAAUGGUGGCAAUCAUUCUGGAGGAAAGAUUGAUGAUAUUACUGUGAUUGUUGCUCUUAUUUUACAGGAUUAUUCAGUUUAGGAAUCCAGAUUGCUAUAUUUAACAUCACCGCUAGCAAUAUAUUAAUACUUGAAAUAUUAGUUCACUAGACUUUGCCGGUUACAGACUUUGAGGCCGUUUGGGUGAGCUUAUGACUUAUGAGUUAACGUGGCUUGUGACUCGAUGAGAGUUUAACAAUUAACAUGUUUGUUUGGUAA
Daucus carota subsp. sativus is the source of this 1326-nucleotide messenger RNA. Its product is annotated as probable protein phosphatase 2C 55. Gene Ontology annotation, molecular function: protein serine/threonine phosphatase activity. The transcript has 4 exons. Gene Ontology annotation, biological process: protein dephosphorylation. The coding region runs from base 365 to 1150 and encodes 261 amino acids. The record is from RefSeq and is a predicted model, not a curated record. Lineage: Eukaryota; Viridiplantae; Streptophyta; Magnoliopsida; Apiales; Apiaceae.